CUCAUAGCUCAAAUCCAAGAUGGCGGAUAUAUAGCUUGUUUUGGCGCGGGAAAUUUGGAGAUUCGUCUAUGAAUUAUGGAUAGCGAUGGCGACUCAACAUGCGCCUCGGAAUACGCCAGAAGCAUUGAUUUGCCUAACGUGUUCAGGAAUAUCAAGAAUGCGAAACGCUUUGCAGUUGACAUUGGUGGAUCACUUGCAAAAGUUGCUUACAUGUCAGAGGUCCAUCAUAUAAGAAAAAGACAUCAGAGCUUUUCACUAAAGAAAGAUGAUGAUAGCAACGUUGAAGAGGAAGUAAGAAAAUCCAACGGCAAUGGCAAUGAUGGCAGCCCGAUCUAUGAGAUCCUAGAUCAGCCAGAAUGUGGAGUCCGCCUUCAUUUUGUCAAAUUUGAGACCAAGUACAUUGAGGCCUGUAUUGACUUCAUCCGAGAGACGGCAAACACCACCGAUGACUUAGGAGGGAUUAUCAAAGCAACAGGUGGGGGUGCUUUCAAGUACAAAGAUCUUUUGACCACAAAGCUUGGAGUUAGGGUUGACAAAGAGGAUGAAAUGCAGUGUCUUCUGAGAGGGUGUAACUUUGUGUUGAGCAGUCUCCCACAUGAGACGUUUGAGUUUCGCAGAGAUGAGGACCCUCAGUAUCUCUUUCAUCAUCUUGAUGCAUCAGAGAUUUUCCCUUAUCUGCUUGUCAAUAUUGGGUCUGGUGUUAGCAUUGUUAAGGUUGAUGCCAAGGACAAGUUUGAGAGGAUUGGAGGGACAAGUACUGGUGGGGGGACAUUCUGGGGCCUUGGUUCUCUUCUGACAAGUGCAAAGGGAUUUGAUGAGUUAUUAGAAUUAGCAACCAAAGGACAGCACAAGAACGUGGACAUGUUGGUGAGGGACAUUUAUGGCGGUGCUUACACUGAAAUGGGACUGCCUGGAGAUUUGACGGCUUGUAGUUUUGGAAAAGCUAUGCGCUCUUUUAGAGACGGACAAGAUGCUCACAAUUUUGGUGAGAGUGAUAUUGCCAAGUGUCUGCUGCUCAUGAUCAGUAAUGACAUUGCUCAGAUCGCGUCCCUUCACGCUCGGCUUUACAACAUCAAGCGAAUUUUCUUUAGCGGAUUCUUCAUCCGUGGCAUUCCUGCGACCAUGCACACCAUUACAUACGGCAUCAACUACUGGUCUAAGGGCAGUCAGCAGGCGCUGUUCCUUCGACAUGAAGGGUACCUCGGGGCCAUUGGUGCCUUUCUCAAGGGGGCCGAGGAAGACGAGAACCUUCCCUUUCGACUGUUGACCUGGGGAGAAAACUAUGCAGGUAGCUCGGGCUUGCCCGAGGCUCCCCCGACCAAACGAUCUGCAACGCCAGAGAAUAUGCAGUGCGACGUUCUCGAGAUUGACCAAAUUCCCUGCCAGCUCGUUCCCUUUCCUCUUCUUGCAUCUCCGGGGGAUUAUCUACCCGAUACCGAGGAUUUGACCGCAGACGCCGCCGCCCGGCAGUACUGGUUAGACUGCUUCGGCGCGGCCCUCGAUAAGGUUGUUGAGCGAGCGAUUUGGAGUCAGCGGAAUUCCCCAGAUGUGCAUGAGCGAGCCGAGAAGUUUCGUACUAAAUACAAAAAUAGGCUUUUGACACUGUAUCGGCAACCUUGCGCGUUUGGCGCCCUCACCGUUCAUAGUCUGCUGGACACAAGAGAACAGUGCCUUAAUGAAUUUGACUUCCCCGACCCAUACGCAGAGCUGAAGCAACAAGAAAAUGAGGAGGCACUAAAAAUGUUCACCCGGAGAAUUAGGGAAUUGGACAAGAUGGAAUCCGAACAGCGUCAGAUCGCGCUAGUACGAGGCAUGCUCGCGGGAAAUGUGUUCGACUGGGGUGCAAGAGAAGUAUCCGAUUUAAUGGAAAAAAAUCUUCUUGGAUUUGAUACAGCGAUGGACAGACUCGAGGCUCGCCCAUGGCUUAAAGACGAUCUUGAUGAAUGGAUAUCAAGAACGAAGGGCCCACCCUACAAGCUUGCCGUGGUGUUCGUGGAUAACAGUGGUGUAGAUAUCAUUCUUGGUGUCAUGCCUUUUGUGAGAGAGCUGGUCUCUCGUGGGACAAAGGUGAUCCUAGCAGCCAAUUCCUACCCAGCUCUUAACGACGUCAUGCAUGGCGAGCUGGUGAUCCUGAUUGAACGCCUCGCCAAGCUUUGUCCUGCACUCAAGUCCGCCGUGAAGUCUGGGCGACUGGUUGCCAUGGCAUCAGGUGUUGGUUCUCCAUGUCUCGAUCUGCGAAGGAUAGACGCUGACCUUGCUGCGAGCUGUGCAGAAGCUGAACUUGUGUUACUGGAAGGCAUGGGAAGGUGCAUACACACCAACUUCCACGCGAGGUUCACGUGCGACUCGAUAAAGCUCGCUGUUAUCAAGAAUCGAUGGCUCGCCGAGAGACUUGGCGGUAACAUGUAUAGCGUAGUAUUCAAGUUCGAGAGAGUCGCACAGCCCUUGUCAGCAACAUAAUAUAACGCCAUGGAACAUGCAUGACGUCAUUUUGUUUCAAUGACGUACUAUUACGUGCAUGAUCAUGACAUCAUGGUCUCAAAAUGACGUCAUGAUUACGCUCAUGGUGUAAACUGGAAGUGUUGUGUCUCGAAUCAUGACGACAUUGAUGUCAUGAAUGGUGGAUACCUUAUUCUAAUGUGCCAGUAUUCAAUAAGAAUUAGUUUUUGACACGGAUGGAAGAUAUUGUCUUUAAAUAUUUUGAUACAAUGCUGAAUGUCGGAUUUUGAAUGCACCUUCUGUUAUUUCUCGACUAUGUAGUCCUCAAUACGAAGUCAUCGACUGCGCGAUUAAAAUGCAAUUUAAAGAUUGAAAGAUGCACUUUAUAUUACAGGAAAUGGAAAUUUAUGCUCCGCGGAAGGUUUCGUAUUGAUUUAGAAACUUGGGAAUCCUACCAAAGUGUUGAUUUCCGAAACGUAGCAUGCACAUCCGUAUACUUUCAUUAGUUUUAAAUCUCGGUUGGUUUUGCAAGAGUUUGCAGAUGUCAUCUUGUUAUUUUUGGUAUACCAUUGGAAAAUCUAUACAAUUAAAUUUCUCGUAUAAUGUGA
Molecule: messenger RNA, 3047 nt
Organism: Nematostella vectensis (starlet sea anemone)
Lineage: Eukaryota; Metazoa; Cnidaria; Anthozoa; Actiniaria; Edwardsiidae
Product: 4'-phosphopantetheine phosphatase-like
Exons: 22
Coding region: 76-2460 (794 amino acids)
Biological process (GO): coenzyme A biosynthetic process
Cellular component (GO): cytosol; nucleus
Molecular function (GO): pantothenate kinase activity; ATP binding
Source: RefSeq, a predicted model, not a curated record